Messenger RNA from Zerene cesonia (dogface butterfly), 3223 nucleotides. It is a transcript of the gene Mtp, whose product is annotated as microsomal triglyceride transfer protein large subunit. NCBI's taxonomy places the organism in Eukaryota, Metazoa, Arthropoda, Insecta, Lepidoptera, Pieridae. The coding region runs from base 152 to 3223 and encodes 1023 amino acids. Gene Ontology annotation, cellular component: Golgi apparatus; endoplasmic reticulum; basolateral plasma membrane. The transcript has 12 exons. Gene Ontology annotation, biological process: lipid transport; lipoprotein metabolic process. The record is from RefSeq and is a predicted model, not a curated record.
CCAUAUAGUAAGUGAUUGGUAAUUAUUCGUUACUUGUCAGCCGGCAAGCGGCGCAAGCGCAUACUUGAAAUUUAUAUCAAUGUAUUGAAAAGCGAAUAAUAUAAAUUAUUUAUUAGCCACUUUUAGAAACUGUUCAUAAAUUGGUUGAACGAUGAGGUCAGGAAUCUCACUGUUUUUUCUUCUAAAUGCGGUGUGUGUGUAUAAAAUACACGUAAAUGGUUCAGUGACUCGGGAGGACUAUGGGGAAGUGAAGCUUUUCCAGAGUACGGAUACUUACGACGUGGAGACCACUGUGAUGCUCAAUGAAGUCUCUCGCAGCGAUAAGGAGGUGGCCUAUAAAAUCAAAGCGACGCUAUUAGUUGACCCUGUCUGGAAAGAUUCUCAAGACACUGAAUUUCUAUUAAAGUUUGAGCUGAAGUCUCCCCAUCUGCUGUCUAGGGGCAAGCAUGUAAAUGCAGAUUUCUUGCCCCAUAAAUCUAUCUGGGACUCUUACCCGCUCUCUACAUUUUAUGCACACUGGAAUAAAGGCUUCAUAAAAUCGUCAUAUUUGGACCUCAACGAGCUGACAGACAUUGUAAACUUUAAAAGAUCUCUUAUUAGUUUAUUUCAGUUUCAAGUACUCGAUGGAGAAACAAAUGAAACAGACAUCUCUGGGACUUGCCAAGUGCUUUAUGAGAGUGUUUCUGCUAAUGUCAUCAGAAAGAUAAAGAGAGGGUGCGAGGACUGGGGCGGAGCCGGAGCGACGCGGCGCGUGACGCGGUACACGCUGGACGCGGCGGGCGUGCGCGAGCUGCACGCCGAGGAGGUGCACUCGGCGGGCGGGCUGAAGGCGCGCGCGUGGAGCCGCCUGCAGCGCGCGCGCUCGCGGCCCGCCGCGCCCGCCUCGCCCGCCUCGCCCGCCUCGGACCUGGACAACGCGAUGUCGGCGGGCGAGGCGCUGUGGGGCGCGGGCGCGGGCGGCUCGGCGGCGGCGGCGCACGCCGCGCUGCGCGUGCUGCCCGCGCUCUGCGCCGCGCCCGAGCCGCGCCUGGCGCGCCUGCUGCACGCCCAGACCGACCCGGACGCGCUGCGCGCGCUAGUCGGCGCGCUGGGGUCGUGCGGGUCGGCGGGCGCGCACGGCGCCGUGAGCGCGCUGCUGCAGCUGGCGCCGCGCGGCGCGGCCGCGGACGCGCCCGCCGUGCCCGGCCUGGCGCACGAGUAUCUCGCCGCGCUCGCGCUUGCGCCGCACCCUGAGGAGAGCGUCGUGGAGGAGGUGGUGAAGCUGAGCGCGUGGCCGAGCGGCGACGCGGAGGGCGAGGGGGGCGAGGCGGGCGAGGCGGGCGAGGCGCGCGAGCUGGCGCGCAGCGCGCUGCUGAGCGCCGCCGCGGCCGCGCGCCGCCUGCCGCCCGCCGCGCGCGCCGCCCGCCGCCUGGCGCCGCGCCUGCACGACGCGCUGCGCGCCUGCGCGGAUGACUCGUGCCGGUUAGCGCACGUGAUGGCGCUCGGCAACCUGGCGAGCGAGGAGUCGCUGGAGGCGCUGCUGCAGCAGGCGGAGCGUGGCGCGGCGGGCGUGGCCGCGGCCGCGCUGGCGGCGCUGGAGCGGCUGCCGGCGGCCGCGCUGCUGCGGGCCGGCGCGCUGCGGCGCCUGCAGCGGCUGGCGCUGGCCGGCCGCCCGCUGCCCGCGCGCGCCGCCGCGCUCGACCUGCUGCUGCGCCUCAGCGCGCCCGCGCCCUUCCACCUGCCGCGCCUCGCCUUCCUGCUGCACGAGCGCGGCCCGGCCGAGCUGCGCCGCGUGCUGUGGCAGCGCCUGCGCGCGCUGGCCGCCGCGCACGAGCCGGUGGCGCUGCUGCUGCGCAUGCUGCGGCGGGAGCUGGGCGCCUGGCCCGCCGAGCUGGCGCCGGGCACGUCGUCGGUGCUGACGCGGCCGGCGGGCGCGGCGCCGGCGGGCGCGGCGCGCGGCUGGCGGGCCGAGCUGGACUCGGUGCAGCUGGCCAGCCGAGGCGUGCUGCGUCGCGGCGUAGUGCGCCUCCUCGCCGUGGCCCCGGACAACUCCACGGACGACACGCUUACCGUGGAGCUGCAAGCCAGCGGGCUGGAGACAUUCGCCGGCGGCGCCGAGGACGCGGGGGGUGCGGAGGGAGACGCGGAGGAGGUCGGCGCCGUGCUUAUGUUGAGCGUGGCCGGUGUGCGUAUGCCGCCCAUAACCCUGUUCGAAGGACAAGCGCAGCUGCUGCGGCUGGUGUGGGCGGGCGCGGGCAGCGAGCCCACGCCGGCGCUGCGCGCGCUGCGGGCGCUGCCGCGCGCCGCCGGCGCCGCGCGCCUGCUGGACGGGCGUAAAGAGGUAAUCAGACUAGGCCUACGAUGCGAGCCUUUAAUUUUUUUGGAAGAGAGCUUUGGUAGAGGGCGGCGCGGGCGCGGGGCGCGGGGCGCGGGCGCGGGGGCGCGGCUACUCGUCGGGCGCGCCGAGCGCGCGGCAGGCGGCGUCGUUGAGCGCGCCCAGCGACAGCGUGCGGCCGGGCGCGAGCGCGGCGGCGCGCCGCAGCCGGCGCACGCCGCGCCCGUCCGCGCCGAGCGUGGCGUUGAGCGCGAGGCGCGCGCGCCACGCCGCGGGCUCGAGGCGCGGCCGCACGCACAGCGCCACGCCGUCGUAGAAGUCCAGGUCGGCGGCGAUGCGCAGGCGCGGCUCGAGCGAGUGGCGCUCGGCGGCGCGCAGGCGGCCCCACGCGGCCGCCGCCAGCGCCUCGCCCUCCAGCGCCACGCCGGCGCGCAGCUCCAGCGCCGCGCGCGCGCUGCGCGACCACAGCGACACCUGCGCGUGCGCGUCGAGCGCGAGCGCGGCGGCGGCGCGGCGGCGCGUGCGCAGCGCGGCGCCGUCCAGCAGGCGCGCGGCGCCGGCGGCGCCGCGCGCGCGGCGCUGGAGCUGCGCGCCGGCGUGGCGCUGGAGGGCGAGGCGCUGGCGGCGGCCGCGUGGGGCCGCCUGCGCGCCGCCGAGCGCCACUCGCUCGAGCCGCGCCUGCGCAUCGCCGCCGACCUGGACUUCUACGACGGCGUGGCGCUGUGCGUGCGGCCGCGCCUCGAGCCCGCGGCGUGGCGCGCGCGCCUCGCGCUCAACGCCACGCUCGGCGCGGACGGGCGCGGCGUGCGCCGGCUGCGGCGCGCCGCCGCGCUCGCGCCCGGCCGCACGCUGUCGCUGGGCGCGCUCAACGACGCCGCCUGCCGCGCGCUCGGCGCGCCCGACGAGUAG